UUUACUAACCUACAUAACUUGGUUGGCACUCUUUCAGAUUCCAUUUAGGAAAUAAGUACACAGCUGGUUUACUGAGUGUCUGUCUAUCUGUGCACGUUUGGAAUCCAGAAACACAUUUUGUUCUGAAGAUCAAAUAGAAGGGUAGUCAGCCAUACUCUACUUAUUUAUCAUAUCUCUUCUACUCACACACAUUACUCGAGCAGUUCUGGGUUGGUGAUGGAUCUUGUUAGGCUAUUUUGUGAUGGAAACCCACAGCUGUUUUACCAGUUUGUGAACAUUCCAUUUGCAUUUCUGUUUUAUUGUUUAGCCAGGCAAGGACAUCUCUCAGUAAUCAAGAGGUAUGUCUAUUUGACACUGGGAGGAUUCAUCCUUGCUAUCGUAACAAUGGGUCCAUACAGCUUAUUGCUGUUCUUCAGUGCUGUGCUUCUCCUGCUGCUGAUCCGCUGUCUACACCCAAUGCAUAUUCAUUAUUGGACGUUGGGACUGCAGAUGUGUUGGCAAACCUGCUGGCACUUGUACAUCCAGUACCAGUUAUACUGGCUUCAAGAGACACCAGACUUCAGGCUCUUACUGGCCACAUCUGCUAUCAUGUUGAUGACCCAGAGGGUUUCUUCUCUAUCACUUGAUCUGCAGGAGGGAACAGUCACUAGUCCCUUUCAAAACAGCAGUCGGGGUCUAUCUGUCCUUAUACCAUUUCUAAGCUACUCGCUUAAUUUUCCUGCUCUUCUUGGUGGACCCCUUUGCAGUUUCAACACUUUUGUGGAGUCUGUUAGGCAAAUUAGUGUGACUUCACCAUUGGCUUCAUAUUUAGGGAGGCUUACAUCAAAGAUGUUGCAAGUUGUAGUUUUGGUGUGGAUUAAAUAUCCUCUCAAGGAGCUCUUAAAAUCAAUCACAUUCACAGUAAACAGCCCUUGCGUUUGUCAAAACAUAAUAUGGAUCUGGGUCCUGUCGCUGCUACUUAAGAUGAACUAUUAUGCACACUGGAAGCUCAGUGAGUGUGUUAACAAUGCUGCAGGCAUGGGUUUCCAUGCGUACAGUCGCAGUGGAAAAUCAUCAUGGGAUGGGUUUUCUGAUGGCAGUCCAUGGGUGACUGAAGCGUCAAGCCGUCCUUCAGUGUUUGCGCGCCAGUGGAACAGAACCACAGCGGCGUGGCUUCGAAGAAUGGUCUUCAAAAGGUCCAACAGAUCUUCACUGUUUAUGACCUUUGGGUUCUCAGCGUGGUGGCAUGGUCUUCAUCCAGGUCAGAUUCUAGGCUUUAUCAUCUGGGCCAUCACCGUGCAGGGAGACUAUAAAAUACAUCACUUCUUGCAUCCAAAGCUUACCUCCAAGUGGAGGAAAUGGCUCUAUGUGUGUCUAAACUGGGCCUUUACUCAACUGACCAUUUCAUGUGUUGUUGUCUGUGUGGAGCUUCAGAGUUUAGAGUCAGUGGAACUGCUCUGGUCUUCAUAUAUCGCUGUGUUUCCACUACUGAGUGUUCUGAUGAUUAUAAUCCUGUGAGAAAUUACCAGAACCAGUGUAAAUUAUAUAAAUGUCAUCAAUAUAGUAAACAUGGAAGCUUUAACAUGGACCAGCAAGCACAUUUGAGCAGCUAUUUAGGGGAGAGCGGGGUGAGUUGAACCAGUUUUUACUUACGGUGUGUUUAAAGUGUAAAGUGUUGCAUCUUGGUUCAAUCAAUAUGGAGUUAAACUAUGCCAUUGAUUAUGCUACUGAAGUAAAACUGGACAUUUUUACCUCAUGCCAAAUCAUAGGAAGAGAAAUUCAAUAAGAAUGACUUCUUAAAAUCUAUGUGUGAGCCUUGUGAUGGACUGGCCAUUCAUCCAGGGAG
Messenger RNA from Sinocyclocheilus rhinocerous, 1825 nucleotides. Its product is annotated as ghrelin O-acyltransferase-like. Gene Ontology annotation, biological process: lipid modification; peptidyl-serine octanoylation. Lineage: Eukaryota; Metazoa; Chordata; Actinopteri; Cypriniformes; Cyprinidae. Gene Ontology annotation, molecular function: serine O-acyltransferase activity. Bases 217 to 1497 code for a protein of 426 amino acids. The record is from RefSeq and is a predicted model, not a curated record. Gene Ontology annotation, cellular component: endoplasmic reticulum membrane. The transcript has 3 exons.